GACUAUUCGUAUGCCCCUGAUUCGAAUGAUAUCGCCAGAUACUACCAUUGUAUGGAGCAUUUUCAGGAGAUCCGCCUGAACCUAUGCCUCGUCGAAUGGGCUCCUUUACUUGCGAUGUGCAUUUCAUGCCAAACAGCUGAUUCAGACACGUUUGCUCGCUCCUACCUCUUGUGCGCUAUCGACCGAAUUUCUUCUCAAGACUCUCACAAGCUUUCGCGCCAGCCAUCAGCAUUGUAAGAAUGCAGUAUUGCAACUCCUCAUCACUGAUGACAUUUACGUUCACACCUGUUUUACUUUUGUUAUUGGUGAUACACCUGGAGAUGCAGCAUGCAGCAGCCGAAGCUGGUCGAUCUCAUGGUCCAAACUCCAAUCGUGGACAGGGAAGUGCUGUCGACAUGCAAAGCGAAAUGCGCGAUCGCGGAGAAGAACAACCGACAAAAGGUGGAGGCAGCACCUCAGCGACUGUAGCGUCGGAUCUUCCACCUGCUGUGAAAGGCAUUGACUACUUUCAACUUCCCGCAGUUGACACCGCAGCUAAGAGGGUGCGUAGUUGCUACAAUGCAACGUUCUAUCUUUCCCAUAUUCUCCCAUUAUGGAGAGAUGAAACAGUCUGCGCAAUUGACAUGCCACAUCAUUUAAGCCUCACUACAGAGCAAUGUAAAGAUUGGUGUCUAGAGCAACAUUCAGAGUACAUGCAGGGUCAGGUUGUCGCUGUCAAGAGAACACUUAAAAAGGACAGUUGCCUUCAGAGUUUCGACGUUAAAAUAGGCGUCUCUUACGAAACUUAUGUUGCUCCGGUUUCGUGUGAAAUCAACUGUAACUGCACAUUGGUCAACUACCUCGAGCGUAUCAAGAUGCCAUGGUUGAGCUUGAAUGGAGGGUAUUAUGAGCUGACGCCCCACCGACCAAAGUCUUACUGGCGUGGAUUUUUUGAACUAGAAACGGACCCGCCCAGCGGUUGUCAUGACGAAGAUAUAAGCAAAAAGGUUGCUUGGAUAUCGGAGUCUACACAUCCUGUGACAGGUAAGAAGUCAACCAUCCACUGGCAGGUCAAGAGUGAAGUCAGUAAACACAAUUUGUCCUGCGACAAACUUGAUUGGGAUUGGUGAUGCAAUUGCUUGCAUUCGCCAAGUAUGAAAAAACAUCAACAUUUGUUUAGGCCUGGAAGAUGUGAAGAAGGUCACAAAGUACCCAAGGGUCCCACAACAAGCAAGAAAAAAGCAAAGAUGUCUGUUCUGGGUACAGCCGGUACCACUCAGCUGAU
Messenger RNA from Protomyces lactucae-debilis, 1264 nucleotides. RefSeq lists its product as uncharacterized. The transcript has a single exon. The record is from RefSeq and is a predicted model, not a curated record. Lineage: Eukaryota; Fungi; Ascomycota; Taphrinomycetes; Taphrinales; Protomycetaceae. Bases 240 to 1109 code for a protein of 289 amino acids.